AUGCGCCGCCUACCUCACACCACCAGCAUGUAUUGCAUCGGCUCCUCUUACGGGUGGCUCAUCCUCAUCUCCGAAGCCACCUCCGCGGUCUCCCUCUUCAACCCCGUCACCGCCGAAGACAUUCCUCUCCCCCCACUCUCCACCCUCCAAUCAUUCGUACUGUUGUUCUACCAAUCGGAGGACGGCAUCGGAUCUUACUUCAUCAAAACGGACUACCCCAACAUUACGGUCGAGUUCAACGCCAUCGUCGACAAGGCCGUCUUGUCCUCCGACCCUACCCUCGACCGGGACUUCGUGGCAAUCGUCUUCCUCGACGGCAUAUACAAGCGCUGCUUUACCUGCCGCCCAGGGGACAGAUCGUGGAAGAACAACGUCAACGAACCUUUCGAUGAUCUCCAUUGGAUUUUCCCAGGAGUGCCGCAGGUGUUCAACCUGACUGACGUCGUGCCCUACGGCGAGCGGAGGUUGUGCGCUAUCUACAAUGACAAAAAUUACUUAGCAGUCUUCGACGUCGACCCAGGCCCGCCGGGGAGGGCGACGAUGAUCGCAUGGAACUCCAUGCCGCCCUGCGUGCCGCGCGGUGGUUUACCCACCUACUUGAUUGGGUCGGCUGGAGAACUAGUCCUGGUUACCGAGUUCUACAAGAGGAGUGCAGCCAGGAAGAACACCAGGAGCUUCCGCGUCUUCAGGCUCGAUCCAGGCGACGGAGACCGGCCAGCGAAGGCGAUCGAAGUGCAGGACAUCGGCGACCGUAUGUUGUUUUUGGGUACGAACCAUUCGGUGUGCGUCGCCGCGGGGGACUUCCCAGGGUUCCUGGGGAAUGCCAUCUACUACGUGAAGGAAGAGAAGAUGAGUUUGGAGGGGGAAGAUACAGAGAAAAGAAUUAAAAGCAUAAAAAUUAAGAACCAGGAAAAACAAGCCAUGAAAUUUGAACACUGUACAGUUUUAAGGUACUAUCUCUAUCUAUGGCUGGAAAUUGCCGGUGAUGAGAUCGUACCUACAUUUUGA
This is a messenger RNA of Musa acuminata AAA Group (dessert banana), 1008 nucleotides long. RefSeq lists its product as uncharacterized. The transcript has a single exon. Lineage: Eukaryota; Viridiplantae; Streptophyta; Magnoliopsida; Zingiberales; Musaceae. Bases 1 to 1008 code for a protein of 335 amino acids. The record is from RefSeq and is a predicted model, not a curated record.